Molecule: messenger RNA, 1448 nt
Organism: Momordica charantia (bitter melon)
Lineage: Eukaryota; Viridiplantae; Streptophyta; Magnoliopsida; Cucurbitales; Cucurbitaceae
Product: WAT1-related protein At5g64700
Cellular component (GO): membrane
Molecular function (GO): transmembrane transporter activity
Source: RefSeq, a predicted model, not a curated record
AUAAAUUGUUCAAAACCUCACACAGCUCAGCUAAUUUCUCAGUUUUUUCUUUGUUUCUGUUUCCUUCAUAUCUAAGAAACAAAAGCUUGAUGGAGCUUUUCUUCUUAAAAAUGGGUUCAAAGAAACCAUAUUUCGUAGCAGUUUUAACUCAGAUUUUUCUGGCUGGGAUGAGUCUUCUUUCCAAAGCUGCGUUUGCUUCUGGCAUGAACAGCUUUGUGUUUGUCUUCUACAGGCAAGCUGCUGGAGCUGUUUUUUUCCUCCCCAUGAUGAUGUUUUUAAAAAGAAAAGAGAUCCGGCCUCUUUCUCUUAUGGAUUUCUUGAAGAUUUUCAUGAUUUCGUUAAUAGGGAUGACUAUUGGAUUCAAUGCCUAUGGUGUGGCUGUUGAUUAUACGUCUGCAAAUUUGGGCGCUGCUGCAUUUAAUUGCCUCCCUGUCACAACAUUUCUUUUUGCUCUCAUAUUGAGGAUGGAGAAAGUAAACAUGAGAACAGUGGCUGGAAUGGCAAAAAGUGUUGGAAUAUUGGUUUGCAUUGGAGGAGUGGCCACACUUGCUUUCUACAAAGGCCCUUAUUUGAAGCCUCUCAUAAAUCAUCACCUUUUUCAAUAUCACAAAGGCCAAGCCCACCAAGCUCAUGCCUCUUCUCAAAAAACUUGGAUUAUUGGCUGCUUCCUCCUCUUUGUCUCCAGCAUUUCUUGGGGCUUGUGGUUUGUACUUCAGGCUCAUUUUCUCAAGACUUAUCCUUCACCACUCGUGUUCAUAAGCCACCAAACAAUGUUGAGCACGGUCCAAUCCUUCGUGGUCGCCAUAGCAAUGGAAAGGAACCCUUCUGAGUGGAAAUUGAGCUGGAAUAUUAGGCUUAUUGCUGUCCUUUACUGCGGAAUUCUCGUAACUGUUGUCUCCAAUUUCUUGCAAUGUUGGGUGCUCAAAGAAAAGGGUCCAGUUUUUCAAGCCAUGACCACGCCCUUGAAUGUGAUUGUCACCAUUAUAGGUUCUGAGCUGAUGUUGGGCGAGGGCAUUCACUUGGGAAGUCUUAUUGGUGCAAUCUUGUUGGUGGCGAGCCUUUACUGUGUAUUAUGGGGUAAAAGUAAAGAGCUGAAUAUUGUUGAUAUAGAGAGUAAUCAACCUGCAGUUCUUCCAGCUGAAGCAAGAGAAUUGUCAGAGAUGAGAUCACCUCCUCAACCAUAGUUACUGGCCAAAAAUAUCGUCUAUUUCCCCUUUAGAUCUUCAAAUCCUAGAGUCAUCUUCAAAAUCUUCAAGUCAUUUUUUCUUUAAUUUUUAUCUUCUAGAUAUCAAGCUUUAAUUUUCUCAUGGAAAAAGAAGCUAGAUUUUAUCUUAUAUAUUAUUGUGAAUGUAAUAUAAAUUCCACUCAACUAAAGGCAGUACAAGGUGUAAGCCUUGUAUUGACAUGAUGUUAACUAAUUAAUGAAAGAAAAUUCAUAGUUAAAUGUG